AAGCGAUCCAGGAGGCAGGCUUAAGACUUCAAAAUCAAAAUGCUCUUUCCAACAGCUGGUACUUCAUUUCGUGGUUGCCGUCUCUACUUGUUCGAACUUCUUAAAUAUCUGCUAUCCCAUUUGGGUGGAAUGAGGACUGGCCUCCUUAUUAUAAUCUAUUGGUUUCCUACAACAUCGGCGAAUCGGUGUGACGCAUCUUAUUCUAUACGAGGACGAGUCCUGAAGAACCACACAAUUGCGACCAGACCAGUUGAGGGGAUAGAAGAAUGUGCGUUACUGUGCGUGGAUUAUCCCGACUGCCACAGCAUUAAUUUCUAUCAGAAGCACAAAAUAUGCGAUCUCAAUGACAAGACACAUACUUCCCAUCCGAAGGAUAUGAUUUCAUUUGCACUUUCAAACUACAUGGAGAAUAUCCUCAGACCAUACCUGUGCAACCGAGACUCGGAAUGUGGCUCGGGGUUAUAUUGCUCCCCAUUAGAGAUGAAAUGUGUUUGCCAUCGUCGAACAACUUCGGGAAAGUACUGCGCCAUUCCCUUCCAGUACAAUGGCGUGACGUACAAUUGUUGCAGCAGUGUUAAUCACCACAGAUUGUGGUGUUCGCUGGAUCCAAUAUAUGCCUCUAGAUGGGAAAACUGCUAAGGUUAACUUAUCAAAUGUACGUCACUUAACAUAAGACUGGACAUAAAAAUAUCGUGAGUCAUUUUUCCGUUUAAAUUUUCCUUCAUCAAAAUAGCCAGUAAAGAUAAUAGCUUUGUAGGGAAUAAAAACCUAAACGCACGAAAAUAAACUGUUCAGGAAAUGAUGUUAAACAAAGAUGCGUAGGAUUAGCACGGAUUGCACAGGUAAUCAUAUUCUGGCCAAGUUUUUCCAGUGCACCACGCAUACCAAAUUGCUUCUAAGAUUUGAUCAUUUAUCUGGACUACAAUAUAAAAAUUUUCAAUUUUCUCAAGUUGGAUGGCUCUUGAAAUCCUGAUUAAGGACUGUGGAUGACAGAGGAAUUCUCUGGCAUGCUGUGGAUAAGAUAAUCUACCUGGUUUGGAUCCCUUUACAGGCUUAAAAUAAAUUUAAAUCGAGUGCUGUAUCAACUUUUUCCAACAGUUCUUUUUGUUGUAGCGUCAAGUAACUUAUAGCAGGUGUAUUCACUUGGAUGGGGUGCUGAUACCCAUUUCUAAUUCCUGAACGGAGAGGGGCACCGUAAGUGUGGAAUAUUUUACUCUAGAACACGGCGUAGUGACCCAGACGGGACUCAAACCAGCACCUUUCGAGUCCCGUUCGGUAAUCAUGGGGCCACCAUCUUCCCGCACUAAUAUGACUGCUACUUUAUUGUCAUUAAAAGUUGAAAAUUAGAUUUUUGCCGACAAUUUGACUUAUCUCGCUUAGCAGCUAUCUACUGGACUAACUGUGACAAAGCCCACGUAAAUUGGUCGAUGACAAAAAAGGUGUCGCUAUGUUCAUUUCGAAAUUGUAGUUUGCUAACUAGCCGUUCAUGCGGUGAUUUCAAAGGGGGAGCUUAUUGCUUCUGUUUCUCCCUGCUAUUCAAAUAAUUACAUAUGGAGAAAUGUUUAAAUAUUUCGCCUAUAAGACACAUAUUUCUAAAUGUAUCUGAACAAUUUUCACUAAAGAAUAUACCUAUGAACUAUAUCAAGUUGCCAACACUUUACUAAGAGUCAUCCAUAGAGCGGGCGAAGAUGUGAAUGUUGCGACACCAAAAUUGUUGAAAAGAAAUCUCAAUCUAUGAAGCCCCUGUGAAAUUGAAAGGCUUGUGUUGCCAGCGUCUCUACUGUCACGAAGUUCAACUCGUUUAACUUUGCACCCAUGCUACUGACUGAAAUAAAUCUUUCAAUUUAACGGAAAGUUAAAACGUCAUCGAUCCACGCGGGUUCUGUUGUACAUAACUUGAUGGUUUCGUUGAUUUAACGGG
Pocillopora verrucosa is the source of this 1921-nucleotide messenger RNA. The record is from RefSeq and is a predicted model, not a curated record. Lineage: Eukaryota; Metazoa; Cnidaria; Anthozoa; Scleractinia; Pocilloporidae.